Messenger RNA from Salvelinus sp. IW2-2015, 4061 nucleotides. NCBI's taxonomy places the organism in Eukaryota, Metazoa, Chordata, Actinopteri, Salmoniformes, Salmonidae. The record is from RefSeq and is a predicted model, not a curated record.
AUACAGUGGUGGUCUGACGUGAGAGCGCUGGGCUAUGGGAGGCAAUGGAAGAAGAGGCUAGUCACAUCACGAUUUCACUCAUUUUGACAUUAUUGCGAGGAAUUUAAAUGCAAGAAGACGAAAACGAGUUGUGAGUCCCAAACUUGACCGGACAAUGGAAGUAGCUCUCUGCAGCAGUUCCAACUCACCCCUGGGAGUCAACUACCGAGACACAGAGAGUACCUGCAGAAAAACACCAGUCAGCACGGCCGGGGUAACUACAACUACGUGUGGCUUGAAAGCAACACCUCUGUUUUUGGGAUGCAUAUAAGAGAAAGCGUAAAGAAAAAAAACACUGACUACGUAUGUAUAUAUUUCGUGUAACAACUGUGGAAUUCCGCUACUGUUCUAUGCGUAAGGGAUAUACAACCACGUAGUUAAACAUCUCCUGAGAUUGAGACUUUCAUUGAGACGCAGAGCACAUACAUUCUCACAUUUAUCACUGAAGGAGGCAAUGUUCAAAUUCACAAAUUCCCCUUGUAACAAAACCCUAAUUGCCGCUUAGGAUCGCAAAGAAUAAACGUCGGAAAUAUCUGUGGUAUCGUAGCCUAACGUGCUGUACCCUGAAAGCUACAAUAACCCGGGCUGAGUGAAAUCCCGCAAACCGGUUCUGCUGCUGUCCGUGGUCCUGAAAAAAAAUACUCAUUAUUUAGGUUAUCCGAAUCAGUAACYGCGGUCUAAGGAAGACGGUUUCAUGGCCUGUGCGGUUAUGAACAUCUUGUGGUUUUCUUGUGACUCUGGAAUCUGAAGAAGAAGAAAAACAACAGAAGAAUUGCUUACCUUGGACGUCCGAAAUCAUUCAAGGAAUUGGAAUUCUACUCCUAUUGGUGCUCCUGAGCUGUAGGUAGCCCGAAUGAGACCGGCAAAAAUGUAUCGAAUAAACGCUCUCGGGAUCUAUUUGUGGGAAACAAUAGUAUUUUUCAGCUUGGCAGCCUCUAAAGAAGCCGCGGCUCGAAAAGCUGCCUCCCCAAUGCCUCCCUCGGAGUUCUUGGACAAACUCAUGGGCAAAGUUUCGGGUUACGAUGCAAGAAUCAGACCUAAUUUUAAAGUUGCAGGGGUCCCCCCGAGUGGAAGAGACCCACAAGGCCCCAAAACAGAAGCUUCUCACAAGAAAGGUCCACCUGUAAACGUAACGUGCAACAUUUUUAUUAACAGUUUUGGGUCCAUCGCUGAAACAACAAUGGACUACAGAGUGAAUAUCUUCCUGAGGCAGCAAUGGAACGACCCCAGGCUGGCCUAUAGUGAAUAYCCCGAUGACUCUCUCGAUCUGGACCCAUCUAUGUUGGACUCUAUCUGGAAACCUGAUUUGUUCUUCGCCAACGAAAAAGGCGCCAAUUUCCAUGAGGUUACGACUGACAACAAACUACUAAGGAUUUCAAAAAAUGGGAACGUAUUGUAUAGUAUUCGGUAUGCUAUUCUUUUCUUGUUGUAUCUUCCUCUUUUCUUGUUAGUUUCUCAGAAUGUCUAUCCGGUGCUAGACCUAUACUGCAUGAUACAGGUCUGUACGUCCAUUGGGAAGUUCUUCAAGUCCAUGGGACAGGCCAGGACCAGUGUUAUUCUGAAUAAUGAUCUUGUUUCAAACUGUUCCCAUCCAGUCGGCUAUACGAUGAAUGAUCUCAUAUUUGAGUGGGAUGAGAAGGGAGCUGUGCAGGUCGCAGACGGGCUGACGUUACCUCAGUUUAUACUGAAAGAGGAGAAAGACCUGCGAUACUGUACCAAGCACUACAACACAGGAAAGUUCACUUGUAUCGAGGCUCGUUUCCAUCUGGAGAGGCAGAUGGGCUAUUACCUGAUUCAGAUGUACAUCCCCAGCCUUCAGCCUUCUGAUUGUCAUUUGUCCUGGGUGUCCUUCUGGAACAUGGACGCUGCACCUGCCAGAGUGGGACUGGGCAUUACCACCGUGCUCACUAUGACCACCCAGUCCUCCGCCCGAGCCUCCCUCCCCAAGGUGUCGUAUGUGAAAGCCAUUGACAUCUGGAUGGCCGUGUGCCUCCUGUUUGUCUUCUCGGCCCUGCUCGAGUACGCUGCUGUGAACUUCAUCGCCCGGCAACACAAGGAACUGCUGCGCUUCAGGAGAAGGAGGCGACACAUGAAGGAGGAUGAGGGCGGUGAGGGGCGGUUCAGCUUCACCGCCUAUGGCAUGGGCCCUGCCUGCCUGCAGGCCAAAGACGGCAUGGCCAUCAAAGGGAACAACAACAACGCCCCGACCGCCACUGCCGGCCCUCAGGAGAAAACGGUGGAAGAGAUGCGCAAGCUCUUCAUCGGCCGUGCGAAGAGGAUCGACACGGUCUCUCGUGUGGCUUUCCCGCUAGUCUUCCUCAUUUUUAAUAUUUUCUACUGGCUCGUAUACAAGAUCAUCCGAAGCACGGAUGUACACCAGAUGACGUAAGCAAGGGAAGAGAGAGAGUUCAAUACCACGCCAUCCUGCUCCCAACCCCAAAACUCCUCGCUCUUCACUUGCUCACUUGCUUUUGGUGGCUAUCGCCUUGGCAAAGGUCAUUUAUCAAUAUUUGUUAUUUUCUUUUCUUUCCCUCCCUCUUUUCUCCCUAAUAAUCCGGACCAGUGCAAUAGCAAUGCAGUAAAAUGCAUGAUAUAUGAAUGUGGCAAUAUAUUUACAAAACGAUAAAGAAGUAAAUAUUACGACUUUUACCGAUACAUCCGAGACCUUUGGAAUUUAUGAUAACUGAGAAUUUAAAAAGAAAGAGCGAGAGAUUCUCUUCUAAGAAGUGUUCGUUUUUUUUCGCAACUCGAAGAAGACAAAUACUGCAUUAUAAAGAAGAAGAAAGUUGGUGAAACAUAGAGCACUGUAAUAUAAUAUAUAUCUAUCAUACAUUUAAAAACAAAACUGUUAUUUCUUGGAAAGGCAGGCGUCUGGAUGGAACACGAGGGAUGGAUUUUAAAAGGAUUCUAAGAUGAUUUAGUGAUCCCAUGACUAAAGUGAUGCAAGGAUCAUAUGUCCUAUAUAUCUCAAUUAGCUUCAAUGUGUUGCAAGCACUUGUCAACGCUCCCUGAGCCCUCAACAGAAACUGAGAUGUGGCUGAUGCUGCUAUCAACUAUAUGAAGGAAACUUGAUGAGUGGGGGGGGGGAGUCAAAAUAAUAUUCUAUUGUUUGUAACCGCUGUGGCCAACGUGUUCCUCUAUCUGUCCUUAACUUUAUUUCUUAAUUGCAUAUCGGUUUUUAGUUAACGUGCCCAGUAUACAUCAUGUUGCUGUAAUCAGCUUAAGCUCUUCUUGGGAACUCUAAAGUCUAAUUCUAAAGAGACAUUUGCCAUCAUUCACAUAUCGUCAUUGUUGCAUUUCUUUAUUUCUUUAUUCAUGUGCUAUUUUAAGGAUUUGGUACUUCAAUCAAAAUAUGAUUAAUUAAGAGUAAAUCUACAGUGGAAAAGCAUUACAAAAAUCCUGAUUCUUCCUAAUCAUUUCAUUGAAGCUAUACUGUUAACAUUUGUUAAGUUCUUUUCAUAGCUCAUUGCUUAUUGCCCAGGUACAGUAAGAUACCCGGCAGGCGACGGAGGAAAAAUGUAGUGUUAAGAUUUAACAAGAAAACAAUUAUUACCAUUGAUACAUUUACACAAUUUAAUAAUGUAGCUAAAUAAAACGUGUUAUUAUAAUCAUUUACAAAAUAUGCCUAAAGGUAUUCACUCAAAAUCAUGGAAAAAAGUUUGCUACUUUAACAGCAAUGAUUAACACAAUGUUCUCAGUGGUGUACCAUACAGUACAUUUUAUAGUUCACACUACUACAGGAUUCUGUGUAACUGAUUCAUUUAUUCAACUAGUCAGAGGCUUGAUUUAAGAUACUGAAAUCCAUUACUUCUCACCAAGCUUUUCUAUGCAAUAAUUAAAAUAUGCAAUUCUUUUUUUAUUAGCUUUACCAUUUACAAAACAUUAUCAUGAAUCGGUUUGAACUUGUGUGACAUCAAGGCUUUUAAUCUCAGACAUCACAAAUCACAGUGCUCAUAUUUCCAAUGGUGGACAUACAUACAUACAUACAUACAUACAUACAUACAUACAUACAUACAUACAUA